CGUGUCUAAUUUCAUUCAGAUUCGAUUAAGACGAGCUCGCUCAACAUGUCCUCUGCUCUUUUCUUAGCCUCGGUACUAGCAUUGCGUGCAUCGUCGCUCAUCUGCCCAUCGUUACCAACCUGCCCAGACGAUAACGAAUGUACAUUCAGUUCCAAUGGCGCUGACUUCAAAGUCAGUUGUGCAACAGACUUCUACGGAGGCGACAUGGGACGGGUAUAUGCCGCAACAGUUGCCGAAUGCAUGAAGAUCUGUGCGUCUGCAGAUGGAUGUGUUGCUUUGAGUUACGUGGGCACGGAUUGCUACCUGAAAAACGCACUCAACGGCGGCUCAACCAGUGCGGGAGUGACGGGCGCGAGUAUAAUAUCUCGUGUUAACCCAACCCCUCCCUCAAGCUCACCAGCGGGACCGCAACAGCCCUGUCCGGCUUCCAUUAGCUGCCCUGACAACAAUGGCUGUCUCAGUUCCGAUAGCACCACCGGCCGUUCUUUUACCCUAAGUUGUGGUAUCGAUUUCUAUGGUGGCGAUCUCAAAUUAGAGUGGACCGAUGGACUAGAAGCCUGCUCAGCUGCAUGCGCGGCUAAUUCUGAAUGUGUUGCAGCAUCAUUCGUCGGUAACAGUGGCAGCAGCGGGCCAUGUUAUCUCAAGAGUAAAAACCUAGGACCGGUCGCAGAUUCUCGCGUGAACGGGUUUUCAGUCAAGUCGCUAUCUGCACCUGCAACACCAUCUUCUACUCCGGCCACUCCUAAUACGGAGGACAUCACUAAGUUGCUCAAUACGCCUGAGGACAUUCAAUUCUGCGCCUCAUAUAUCAACUACAGUCCACCAGUAGAGACAUUACGCACCGCCGCCACCAUCUCGGCUGUCACACGUACUACAACCACUAACCUAGUCACAUCUACACCUUCUGCCGUCACCUUAGUUGAGACUGUAGUUGUGUCCGGAGAAACUACUACCGUAGCAAGCACAGAAACUGUAGUAAUAACCACAACGGUGCAGGGUAAUCUGAAGAAGAGGUUACAAGCAACGCCAGCAGCAGCACUCGAAACACCGUCAGUCCUCCAGGGCUGGUCACCUCAAGAUAUUUCUGCAGCGUGCAGCAAAGUCGCUACGUUUACUUCGACUACCACACUCACUACAGCUACCGAGACCGUAUACACAGCAACAGAAACAAGUUCUACAACGACAACUACCGUUGCUCCAACCCCCACGAUCACUAUGGCCACAACUUCGCCACUAAUACGGACAGUCAGCGUUACUUCUACUACGUUGGCGACUGUAACUUCCCGGAUCCCUGUCCUCGAGCAACCUCAAUGUGAUUCCCGCCCUGUACGUCUCUGCUGCAUCAACAUUGCGCCAUGGUCUACAAAUUCGGGGGUGUGGGGUGGUAUCUGCGGAUAUACUCCAUCGAAUCCUGCUGAGCUAGUUGGUGCGCGAUGCAUCACGCGGCCAGCGUCAGGACAGUGUCCAGCAGGUACAUCGCAAGCCUGCUGUAGGGGGACCGUGCCCGGGCAAUGCGCUCUAGGCACGCAGUGUGCAAGAGUGUAGUGUUGGUGUCGCACUGUAAACCAAAUCUUAUGAAAGCUGUGAUAGGGUACGACCGAUUUUGAGCUUAGAGCACAUACUUGUACACAGAAACAACAGUAGGAUGAGAAUUCGAGCCUAGAAGCCCAUUUAUGAGUAGAGUUAAUGUCUAUAAAUUUACAAACACCUAAUGCAACUAAGGUCAAUCU
Molecule: messenger RNA, 1730 nt
Organism: Bipolaris sorokiniana ND90Pr
Lineage: Eukaryota; Fungi; Ascomycota; Dothideomycetes; Pleosporales; Pleosporaceae
Exons: 4
Coding region: 46-1545 (499 amino acids)
Biological process (GO): proteolysis
Cellular component (GO): extracellular region
Molecular function (GO): protein binding
Source: RefSeq, a predicted model, not a curated record